Molecule: messenger RNA, 1452 nt
Organism: Aureobasidium uvarum
Lineage: Eukaryota; Fungi; Ascomycota; Dothideomycetes; Dothideales; Saccotheciaceae
Source: the annotation of a GenBank genome assembly
AUGUCUCAACUCGACGAGAAAAAGAAGAUGAGAGAAUCUGUUUACGAGGAGACUGAGAAGAGUUCUGCUUCGUCGAGUCCGGAUCUUACACCUACACCUUCAUCAUGGUCGGAGAAGAGCAUACGAGAGCCUCUCGAGGAAGAAGUCUACGAAUCAGAGACACGCCCACAAUCUACCGACUUGGAGAGGACGCCAACAAAUGUUCUCAACAGAAUCGCAUCGCGAGUAACGACACAUUCUCUGAAGGAACCUGGUCCACCACCCGAUGGCGGCUACAGGGCAUGGUUACAAUGUGCUAUGGCAUGGCUGGUCGUCUUCAACACGUGGGGCUUCUGCAACUCCUUUGGAACUUUCCAAACGUACUACACUCAAAGCCUUGGNGAGAGUCCUGCCACCAUCUCAUGGAUUGGAUCAAUCCAAGUAUGGGUGCUCUUUUUCCUCGGGACUUUUGCUGGCCGUGCAAUGGACGCUGGGUAUUUCGUGCCUACUUUCGCUGUGGGCACUGUUUUCCAGCUCGUCGGAAUCUUCAUGACAUCGCUCUCCACCAAAUAUUGGCAACUAUUUCUCGCUCAAGGUGUCUGCACUGGAAUCGGUUCUGGAAUCUUGUUCACACCUUCCAUGGCACUUCUAAGCACCUACUUUUCCAGUCACAAAGGUCUUGCCGUGGCGCUGGCCACUACUGGCAACUCUGCUGGUGGUGCUCUAUACCCGCUCAUCGCUCGCCAGCUUCUGCCUCAGAUCGGCUUCGGAUGGACCAUCCGCGUGCUAGGUUUGAUCAACCUAGUUUUCCUGUGCACCGCCGGCCUUGUCAUGAAACCCAGACUUCCACCUCGCAAGUCUGGACCUUUGGUGGACUUCUCGGCGUUCAAGGAGAUUGACUAUAUGCUCGUCAGCAUCGGCUUAUGCUUCCACAUGUCGAGCUUGUACUUUACAAACUGGUACAUUGCAUCUUAUGGCCGCGACAUGCUCGGAUUCUCUUACUCAAACUCGGUCAUUCUGCUUAUCAUUCUCAAUGGUGUGGGUAUUCCUGCUCGCGUUCUAGCAGGCCACGUCGCAGACCGCUACCUCGGCGCCCUCAAUACUCUUAUCCCCGUUCUCCUCUACGUCAACGUCCUUGCCUUUUGCUGGAUGGGCGUCUCCUCCCAAACCUCUCUCUACAUUUUCGUCUCGUUCUACGGUCUCGGACUAGCGGCUUUCCAAUCCCUUAUCCCCACCACAGUCGCCAGAAUGACCAAGGAUAUCAGUAAAGUGGGUACGAGGAUGGGUAUGGUCUUUACAUUCUUGUCCUUUGCUUCUUUGGUGGGGCCACCUAUUGGAGGUGCUUUGCUUUCUGCAGACGGAGGUAUCUAUACCUAUGCGCAAGCUUGGUCUGGUGCCUCUGCUGCUGUAGGAACAGCUCUUGUCCUUGCUGCGAGAAUCUACGCUUUCGGUUGGGGCAAGGUAAAGUGCUAG